GUUAUGUCGCGCGACUUUGGAUCUGGCGCUCCGCCGAUGGUGUGGACAUGCUUCGGCGUGACGAGCUUGGGCUUUCGGUCCGUGCAGCUCAGCACCGCGACGGGGGACCUCGAGUGCGCGUCCCAGAAUGGCAUCACAUGCACCAGCUUUACCACGUUGAGCCAGUGUUUGUCGCAAACGCAGUCGCUCGUGACAAUUCCGUGCCCCAUGUACAUGCGGGCUGGAACCAACGUCAACUGUACCCAGGCGAUCGUUGUUGGCGCCACUUCUAGUGCAUCGUUGUAUCAAUGCCAGAACAGCGACCGAUUGACCCCGGCGAUUGCCGCGUUGCGUGUGGACGGUCAAGAAGCAUACCAAUGUUUCAUCGAAACGCCGUCCAAAUGCGCGUACGUGACGACAACCCAGUCGUGCCUUGGGCUGUUCAUGUCGACAUCCAUCAAACCUGCGCCGAUUGCCUUGCCCUGCAAACCACUUGACUUGUCCCAACCGCUGCCAGAGUUUUGCUUGUCGACGGGAGCCGCCUCUCCAUCCAAUCGGCCGUCCACGGUUGUCCCCGCUCCAACUUAUGCUGCCAGCACUUCGACGUUUCCUCCACAGAUGGAACAAGCGCCAUCAACCACAGACACGUCGUCAUCUAGCUCGUCGUCUUCGACGACUGUCACCGUCGCCGUCGCCAUUCCCCUCGCCGUGGUCGCGAUCGCCGUCGGCGUGUUCAUUUACCUCAAGCGAUCUCGGCGCCAAAAGAAAACCCCAGAAACGGAAGCCCCCCCGUACACCAAACACAUCGAUGACGACGUUACGCUGGAUGCGAGCGUCGUGGAUCUGUCUGCGCUGGUGGGAUGCCGCAUUCCCUCUCAAGAUAUUGUCAAGGGCAAGCUCAUUGGCAAAGGCGGGUUUGGCCAGGUCUAUCGCGGCACGUGUCUCGGCCAAGUGGUCGCGAUCAAGGAGAUCGUUGCGCGGCGGCAGCAGCACACCGCGGACGUCCAGAGUUUCGUCAGGGAAAUGACGCUGUUGGCACGGCUGGAUUCGCCAUAUAUUGUCGCGUUUCUCGGAGUUGCAUGGACGUCAGAUGCUGCCGCGGAUUUUCAAUGCGUCUUGGAGUACAUGAACAACGGCGACCUGCGCGACUACUUGAAAGCCCACACGGCCGACACGUUUCCAUGGGCCGCCAAGCUCAAAUGUGUCGAGGCCAUUGUGCAAGGACUGGUGUACCUGCACAGCCAGGGCGUGAUCCACCGAGAUUUGAAAACGCGCAAUGUCUUGCUCGACAAGGUCAAAGGCACCAAGCUGUCGGAUUUUGGGCUGUCGCGCACGGCCAUGGCGAGUGACACGAUGACGAUGGGGGUCGGCACGUAUCGGUACAUGGCGCCCGAAGUGCUCCAAUCGAGCCAUUACAGCGCCAAGGCCGAUCUGUACUCGCUUGGGAUGGUGCUCAGCGAACUCGACACGCUCCAAGCGCCUUUUCACGACGUGCGCAAUGCCAACGGCCAGCCUGUCACGGACGCCGUGCUCAUCAACAUAAUCGUCAACCACACGGCGCCCAUUCGGUUCUCCAACACCAUGCCAAAGUGGCUCGUCGGGUUCGCCCACUUGUGUCUCCAGCGCAACCCAGACCUGCGCCCGUCGGCCAGCGACCUCCUCGACGCCAUCCUGGACGAAAACAACACCGCGCGGCCGUCGCCCACCCAUCUCUAACAUGCUCUAUUAUGGUCGACGUGUUUGAUUGGUCAAUCGUUACA
This is a messenger RNA of Aphanomyces invadans, 1739 nucleotides long. Its product is annotated as TKL protein kinase. Gene Ontology annotation, molecular function: protein kinase activity; ATP binding. The transcript is spliced from 2 exons. The record is from RefSeq and is a predicted model, not a curated record. The coding region runs from base 4 to 1695 and encodes 563 amino acids. Lineage: Eukaryota; Oomycota; Saprolegniomycetes; Saprolegniales; Verrucalvaceae. Gene Ontology annotation, biological process: protein phosphorylation.